AGUUACAGUAUGGCGGCUGGGACUUGCGGAGGAGGACAACUUCUUCUAGAUUCCUUCCAGAAAACUGUAGGAAGGCGACGGCUGUAAUUCAUAACCGUCACGGCAAACGACCUGAACUGAGAUACACGACGGCAGCGCAACUUGUGGCUUUUACCGAGGAUUUUUCUGGAAGAUAAUCGGGCUGGUGUGAUGCGUGAGGACCCGCAGUCAAGAAACUCCCCUGAUUUUUCCGCGUCUGUUUCUGCCCUGACUGUCAGUUAGCCGGCUAGCUGCUUGGUAGCUCACCUAACCGCUAGCUCACCACCUUCAUGCUAACGCUCGCUUGCAGGGCUUCGUAGUAGCCAAAAGACGGGCUUGCUUGUUGCUUUUAUUUGCUCCAGGAGACAGGGAUGGCAUUCCGCCUCCAUUCGGUAAGGGUACUGGUUGAGAAGGGUGGGUAGAAAACAUUUGAGGACCAUGAUGAUAAGUUUGUCAGCACUCAUUAGCCUAGCCUAGCCUAGCUUGUUGGUACAACGCCAGAAAACGUUGGCCAAGAGUUAGCGCUUUGCCUGUCCACUAGCGAGCUAGCCAAUUAGCAUUUUAGUUGCACAAGAAGACCUGCUAAUCCCCCGUUCAUCCCGACUGAGUGUUUUGAAGCCUCUGCACCAACUAAUUCAGACGAAGAGGGGGACUGAGCUGCAUUAGGUGGCGAACCUUAAUUGAUUAUAACUCAGGGUGUUUCUGGCGUUCAGUCUUGCUAGGUGUCGUUUGCGUUUUAUAGGUGUUCUCUGGAGGGAGUGGUAACAUUAGGUAGCUAACGUUAGCUAAGGUUCCCUGUAUCAGGGCAACAAUGUCACCCAGAUUAUGACAGGUUACAAAUGACAAAUAAAUUACAGAUGACACAUUACUAAACGCCGAACUUGUGUAAACCGAGUGGCGUGCUGCACAUUGGGGUGUGUGUCCGUUGUUGGCUUUCUGCAGGACAAGACUUAAGCAAAUUAUUGCGCGCUUUCUAGUAGUGUUAACAGCUCUCAAUAGACUUAGAUGGACAGCUUCCUGGAGUAACUCAUUCGAUCAGUAGUCACAAUUAUUGACGCGAGCUGUUGCUAUCUUGGGGGACCAAAGAUCAAGUCUGUGGUAGCCGGCUGGCUUCCCUCGCCUGCUUCAGUGCUGGAGUAGUUUGAUGGACGUGGGAGGCUGUUUGCCAAACUGUCAGAGCUAUACUCAGUCAUGUAUGUCUUGACAAAUGGCACCCUGGUCUGUACAUAGUGCCUGCUGUCAGAUGUAAGUGUCGUUAUGUAGCUUUGGUGGACAGUCAGUGAAGGGAAUGUCUUGUCUUUUUUAUACUUGUUGGUCUGUUUUUUAUUUAAAUUUUUUUGAAACACAGGGGAGUCUUGUUGAAUCGAAGUGGGAAAGCGGUGCAGCCUGGGCUGUGUGCAGUGGACAAUGUUUAUUAGCUAGUGCCUAGAAGCUUGGAGGACUAGCAGUUCUGCCUACAUAUAGGCCACAGAUAUUGUAGUUUAUUCAUUGGGGAUUGCAACAGAAGUCUGCCACUCUGGAUCAAGAAAACCUGUCCCUCGUGUCUGGUUGGAGUAAUACUCUCAAGCCAAAAUCAAUGCCUUCAGCGCUGGCCGUGUUCGCCUGCCGACCCAACUCGCACCCAUUCCAGGAGCGGCAUGUAUACCUGGAUGAGCCGGUCAAGAUCGGCAGGUCGGUGGCUCGUUGUCGCCCGGCCCAGAAUAAUGCCACCUUUGACUGCAAAGUUCUGUCCAGGAAUCAUGCCCUGGUCUGGUUCGACCACAAGACCGGCAAGUUCUACCUGCAGGACACUAAAAGCAGCAACGGGACGUUCAUCAACAGCCAGAGGUUAAGCCGCGGCUCGGAGGAGAGUCCGCCCUGCGAGGUUCUCUCCGGCGACAUCAUUCAGUUUGGCGUCGACGUCACUGAGAACACACGCAAAGUCACUCAUGGCUGCAUCGUGUCAACAGUCAAACUCUUUCUACCUGAUGGCAUGGAGGCACGCCGACGAAGCGAUGUCAUCCAGACUCCGUUACCACUACCUGUAGACAAGGUUGCGGCCAACACUCCCAGUAUGUAUUCUCAGGAACUGUUCCAACUCUCCCAGUAUCUACAGGAGGCCUUACACAGAGAGCAGAUGUUGGAGCAGAAGCUAGCCACUCUGCAGCGUCUGUUAGCCAACACUCAGGAGGCCUCAGAGAGCAGCUGGCAGGCUCUGAUUGAUGAAGACCGUCUGCUCUCCAGACUGGAAGUGAUGGGCAGUCAGCUACAGGCUUACUCUAAGUCCCAGACGGAGGAGGGGAUGCGCAAGGAGCUCUUGGCUCUUCAGGAGGACAAACACAACUAUGAGACAACAGCGAAGGAGUCUCUGAGGAGAGUCCUGCAGGAGAAGAUCGAGGUGGUCAGGAAGCUGUCGGAGGUGGAGCGCUCACUCAGUAACACGGAGGACGAGUGCACCCACCUGAAGGAGAUGUCUGAGAGGGGCCAGGAGGAGCUGAGGGAGCUCGCCAAUAAGUACAAUGCCGCCGUCAAUGAGAUCAAAGAGCUCACUGACAAAAUUAAGGCGGCGGAGGGUCGGCAGGAGGAGCUGACCCAGCGGGGAGCGACAGAGAAGAGGGAGUUGGAGCUGCGGAUCGAGGAGAUGGAGGAGAAGGAGCAGGUUCUCCAGGCUCGCAUCGAAGCUCUGCAGGCUGACAACGACUUCACCAACGAGAGGCUCGCCGCCCUGCAGGUGCGGUUAGAACAGCUACAAGAGAAAAGCAUUAAAGAGAACAACAGUCUGGAUGUCGACAUUGUCUCCCACGGACCAGUAGAGGAGCCUGUCGAGGACAAACAGAGGCUGCAGACAUCUGAGAGCCAGGAGGAAGACGAGGAUGAGGAGGAUACAGACACAGAUGAUGGUGCAGUUGGUGAAGAUGAAGCUAUUCAUGACAACUGUCAUGUUAACAACAGCGGAGGAGACUCGACUAGAAUCCAACAGUUGAUUGAGUGUCCGCCAGUCAAACAGCUGAAGGAGACUGUAAGCUCUUCAAUCCACAAACUGGCCAACUUUGAUGAAGUGAUGGAUGCCCACCUACAGAACAACCAGACAGCAGCAGACGACAUCCUGGCCAGCCCUGAUCGGCUCAAAGGGAAUCAGAUGGAUGCCAAAGAGUCAGACAUGUCAGACACUCUGAGUCCCAGCAAAGACCGCAGCAGUGACGAUACGUCAGACGGCAACAUGGACGAUCAGGAGUUGAAUGAACCACAGAACAGAGUAGCUCUGCUCAAAGCUGAGUUGCAUCGGGCCGGUCUAGAGCCUGGAGACACGGAGCAGGUCAUCCACCAUCUCCACAGAGAGCUUCUGGAGGCCCAGGAAUUAGCCAACACUGGCAAGCAGAGAUGCUUGGAGCUACAAGCUCUGCUGGAGGACGAGAGGAAGAGUAACUCUCAGCAGACUGAAGAGUCGACCAAACAGAUCCAGUACCUGCAGACUCAGCUUGGGAAGCUGCAGGCUGACAUGGAGGCACUAAGGGAGCAGAGGGAGAGCACCAUCUGCACCACCAGAGAGGAGCUUUACUCCGCCCAGGAGGAGAUUCUCGUCUUGCGGCACGCCAUGGAGGCAGCCACGGCGGAGCGGGAGCGUGAGAUCGCCGCCCUGCAGGCUGACCUCGGCAGUGUGCGAUCUGAGCUGGAGCACUGGAGGAACACGGCCGCCAAGUACGAGGAGGAGAUCAGCCGGCUGCAGGAGGCCUUCACACAGCAUCAACAGCAUCAGAACACCGCCACCCAGCUGCAGGCGGAGUGUGUUACGUUGCAGCAGCGGUGUGUGUGUUUGCAGCAGGACUGUGACAGCCUGAGAGAUGAACGGACAGCUCUUACAGACAAACUGCACUGCCUUGAGACUGAGCUGAGCAGCACCAGGGAGCAGAGUCAGGUUCUCAGCAGCAGUCUGGAGUCUCUGGAGAAGAGGGAGGAGGUUCUGCAGGACAAACUAGGUUCUCUGGAGAAUCAACACCUACAGGAUGCAAGCAGGCUGAGGACCCAGCUGGACCAGGCCCAGGCCCACACACACACACUGCAGAGAGAGUAUGAAGAUACACAGUCACAGCUGUUGGACCUCCGUCAGCGCUAUGAGAGAACAGAGAAGGAGAAGCUGAACAUCCACCAGGAGCUGGAGCAGUGCAGGAGCAGCCUGAAGCUGCUGCAGGACAAGACCAGCUCCCCAUCCAUAUUGCAGCCUGUCCAAGCCAUAUUCAUUGGCCUUGUCCUGGCUCUGCUCUACUGGUGUUUCGGCCAGUUGUGGUAGAAAGAGCGGCUGGAGCCCCUGGAUGCCGGUCAUCGCAGUGAUGGUCGCCGUGACGGCAGCCGUCCUCUACCCCAACCUCUCCAAGAGCAGCUCCACCUAGGACACACCCACACCCACACACACAGAGCGCUGUGAGGAGAGCAUCACUGCUUUACUUGUAUAAAGUCUAAUUGUACAUAAUUGUAGAGGGAAUAUAAAGGUUGUGGUUUCUACAGAGGAUUCAGAUGCUUCUUGGUUUAUUUUGUUCUCGUGUGUUUUUUUUCCUGCAGCGGAGAGUUUUGUUGUUUUUUUAAUCCUCGGCUCUCUCUCAGCUGUGGUGGGGGCUUUUUGGUUUUCGUCUCUCUGCUGAUUUCUGGGUAACAAAGCGUUCUCAGACAGGCAGGUCUUCCUCUCAAAAACCCGCCCGAGGUGACGUUCACGCCCGUCCCGUCGUACUCAGACGGGAUGGAGACGAGCGCGACACUUUCCAGCAGCCUCAGUCCACAUUCAUCGCUGUAAACGGGCUGGUCUGUGUUCGCCAGGACGAGCGUCUGCAUGCCUUGUGAUAGAUUUCAUUGGCUAUUGGUUUCUGUUAGCAGGCUGUGUGUUCCUGUGUCUCUGUCAGAGCUGGUUGGAUGGACUAGGCUGCAGUCAGUCUGCGUCACCUUCAGCUCUGAGGCUACUUCUGCAGCAUCUUGACUGAGGAAAGACCUGAAUGCUCAUCUUACCUCGUCUUUCAGUUCUUCAGACCAGCUCUGUGCUGUCAACAGCUUUGAGUCAUCUGUGCUGCUUUCUUAGAGUAACAUAAUCUACUUUUGGAUAUUAGCUGCUGAUAUUUGAUGCUGCUGAACUCUGAAUCUUUAAAUUUGGCCUCCUUCACUGCUCACUUUUAGCCCGGGUCUCAGUAGUGGUCCUGUUUACAUUGAAGAUAGUGCCGGUAUUCAGUAAAUCUGCAUCACAUCAGAUUUCAGCUCUGUAUGUCAGUCAGACAGUAAAGUAAAUCCACAUUAAAACUCUGCGUCAGUAUUUAAUGAAAGUCACCUUCAUGGUAAAUCUACAUCUGGCUGUUCAAGAUCAAAUUAAGCACAAACAGCGACAGGGUGCCUCAGUCCUGUCGUCAUCUGGGUCUGUUGGAAAGUGUUCCCAUACCGGCGGUUUCAGGAAGUCCUGCUCUGUUCUGGUUUUAGUCGGCCAUGUUGGAUGUUCAGCAUGGUGUUUUCUCUGUUUUGUUUUUUUCUUUUAGGGGGAGUUUGGGUCGGGGUUGAAAGUUGAAGCCAAAUUAUUGAAAUAAAAAUCAGGUUUUAUUUUAGGUUUUUUCGCGGCACAGAAAAAGGGGGUCAAAGUGCCUCUGAUGUAAUUUACUAACACCACAGUUUCUGUAUGUGUGAGGGCAAACACGCACACAACCACACACACACACACACACACACUUCUAUGAUAAACACACACUUUCUCUGACAAACACAAACACACACACACAUUCUGUUUAUUUGCCUCUCAGAGGUCUGUCAGUGUCAACAGUGUGGAGAGAAGCUGAAUGUUGGCCAUCUAUAAUGUCUCUGUAGCUUUUAACAGAGCUUUCAGCUGCUGCUCCUGGCCUUCUUCAUUCAGGGGAGUUAGCUCAGUUGUCAUAGAGCUGGUUCAGCUAUAAGGACGACUGAGCUAACUGUUCUGUUCGCGUCAUUAUGACAGAGAAGCCCAUAUUGCUCUGAAAGCUCCAAUUUGUUCAAGUUGAUGUUCAGUAAAAAUUUCACAUUAAAGAUCACAGAAAUCUUUUUCCAUCCCGAAAUGCAACUUCCUUUUGAGCCUCGCAGAGCUGCUAGCGUGAGAUGAAAGAUUCUUCUUCUCUCCAGACUAACUGCUCACACUUCAGGCCUCUGCUGAAAUGUUUUUAGCAGACAUUAAGUUAUUUCUAGCUGUGUGUGUGUAUGUGUGUGUUGGUGAGCAGGAGGAGUGUGUGUCGGUUCACACUCUGGACUCUUGUGCAGCGUUUGUCAUCGUUCGUGUACUCUGUCUUGUCUCCGUGUUUAAAAAUUGAAUCCAUACGAACAAAUAUUCCUGAUGUUUAAAGAGAAAAACACUACAGUACAGAGAGAGAAUUGUAAAAUAAAAUGUUAUUGAAUGAUGUGCUACUAGACUUAUUUUGUUAAAAUUGUUUAGAGAUAUGAGAGGGAGCUAUGUAGAGGAUACAGUAUGAUGAUGUAUUGAAUAUGCAGAGAAAUGUUUGGAUUAAAGUUGUAGCAAGCUGA
Messenger RNA from Chelmon rostratus (copperband butterflyfish), 6513 nucleotides. It is a transcript of the gene slmapa, whose product is annotated as sarcolemma associated protein a. Lineage: Eukaryota; Metazoa; Chordata; Actinopteri; Chaetodontiformes; Chaetodontidae. The transcript is spliced from 26 exons. The record is from RefSeq and is a predicted model, not a curated record. Gene Ontology annotation, molecular function: protein binding. Gene Ontology annotation, biological process: regulation of membrane depolarization during cardiac muscle cell action potential; regulation of voltage-gated sodium channel activity; protein localization to plasma membrane. The coding region runs from base 1595 to 4285 and encodes 896 amino acids.